Molecule: messenger RNA, 1491 nt
Organism: Penicillium diatomitis
Lineage: Eukaryota; Fungi; Ascomycota; Eurotiomycetes; Eurotiales; Aspergillaceae
Product: indoleamine 2,3-dioxygenase family protein
Exons: 5
Coding region: 1-1491 (496 amino acids)
Molecular function (GO): heme binding; metal ion binding
Source: RefSeq, a predicted model, not a curated record
AUGACUCGCUCUCAGGUUCCUGUGCCUUCGCCUGCUACUUUGAAGCGGUUCCCUCAUAUUCACGAUGACCCUUCCAACCUCUCCCAUGCUCUAGACCCCUUUACCAUUACCACCUCUACUGGAUUCCUUCCUUACCAGACCGCCCCCACUCAUCUGCCAGAUGUCUUCAAGCCACUUGAGUCCCUCGUUGAACGGCUCCCUGUUGUCAAGCUUGACGGUACUCCCGGUCUCCUGGCUACCUACGAACUGGGUCCUGCCACUGAGAAGGAGCUCCCAGACUUGACUGACGAGGUUGAGAAGCUCAAGCUGCCCAACGGAGACUGGGAUAAGUUCACUAUUGCUGCAAUCUUCCGGGAUUAUACUUUCCUGGCUUCUUCCUACCUUCUUGAACCGUGUUGGGAAAACUGGUGUAAGAAUCCUGAUCAGGGGUAUGGUCUUGGUCGAGAAGUCUUGCCCAAGUCUGUUUCUCGUCCAAUGUAUCGAUGUGCUCAGAUCUUGGACCUUCCGCCAUUCAUGUCCUAUGCCGCCUCGUAUGCCCUGUUCAAUUACACUCUUGCAGAUCACUCCAAGGGCUUGGAAGACUACUCAAACCUCCGCCUCGUGCGCGCCUUUGAGCGAGGCUUGGACCCAAAGAGCUCUGAGGCUGGCUUCAUUCUGACCCACGUGGACAUGGUCAAGGAGACAGGUUCCCUCAUUGCAGGUGCUCUGAAGGUCAUCGAUACUCUUGAACAGAACGGCGAUCGCUCAGACAUCAACGAUGGCUAUCGCGAGAUUCUUCGGACCAUGGAAAAGAUCGAGGCAUCCAUGGAAGAUAUGUGGGCUAAUUCCAAACCCGCCGAGUACCUCUCCUUCCGUGUGUUCAUUUUCGGAAUCACCAACCAGUCCAUGUUUCCGAACGGCGUCAUUUACGACGGCGUUGAGAAUAACCAGCCUCUCUCUUUCCGCGGUGAGAGUGGCGCCAAUGAUAGCAUCAUUCCCCUUCUGGACCAUCUCUGUCAAAUUCCUAUGCCUUCAACGCCCCUGACCAAGAUCCUGCAUGAAUUCCGCGCCUACCGCCCCCUCCCCCAUCGCGAAUUCCUCACAUAUGUGCGCGAGAAGUCCGAGGAGAUUGGCGUGCAAAAUUACUCUGUGCAAGACUCCGAGACAGCCGUUCUAUUCCUUCGAGUGCUCAACCACGUGCGCAGCUUCCGCUGGCGUCACUGGCUAUUUGCCCGUGAAUACAUUAUUCGUCGGACUCCUCACCCCACAGCAACUGGCGGCAGUCCUAUCGUCACAUGGCUUCCAAACCAGCUGUCUGCUGUUAUGGAGUUGAUGAUUUCAAUCUAUGAGACUUAUCUUGCGCCAAAAGAGGGUGUUACCAGCGUCAACGGUGAAGGGGAUCGGAUCGCUUCUCACCGUAAGCAAGUUGAGCCUAUAAUGGAGCUGGUUCGCGAUCAAAAGGAGAAACUGGCCAAGGAGGUGGAGAAGUGGUGUAAGGAGCGUGGUGUUUAG